Molecule: messenger RNA, 5583 nt
Organism: Monodelphis domestica (gray short-tailed opossum)
Lineage: Eukaryota; Metazoa; Chordata; Mammalia; Didelphimorphia; Didelphidae
Source: RefSeq, a predicted model, not a curated record
AUGGCGGCCCUGAGGGAACCUGUGAGGCUGGAGGGGGAUGUCUGCAGAGCAAUUGAGUUAUUAGAAAAAGUACAAAGGAGCGGGUUCUUCCUGGCGGCUGACAGACCCGGGGGCUGGAGCGAGGGGAGCAGCUGCUGUGUGCUAAUGGCGUGCGUGCUGGAGGAGAGCGCCAUGAACGAGGGAAGCCAAUGCUUUGCACUCGUGUUUCCCAGCAGCCUUUUAGAUGGUCCGCUGGAUCUGGAGCCGCAGGAGCUGGAGGAGCGCUGCCAGGUCGCUUCCACGCUUAUCACCGGCUGCCUUUUGUUCAGCCUGAUGGUGCGCAGCCUCCCGAAGGCGAAGGCGAAGAAGACCCGCAGGGAGAAAAGAGGGCGGAAGACGGCGGCGGCGGCAGGGGGACCCUUCGGCCCAGCCUCCAAUGGGCCUCCUCCGCAGAGACGAGGCCUGCGAGCUCUCUUCGGGGGCCGGGCGGCGCAGGCGCAGGCGCAGUGUUCCGUGCGGCCCGUUGGGCUUUUUCUUCUCCGUGUGGAGGCGACGGCGGCAUCUCCAACCUGGUCAGUGGAGGCGGUGAGUGAGGGGCGUAGCGCAGAGGAGGGGCGAGGUCUCCGGCCUGCUGGGGUCCGCAGUAGCGGGGAUCUGGCGUGGGGGGCGAAGAGUGGACGGGGCGCACGGGGUCAGAGGUCAGCGAGGGUCACGGGGAGCAGACGUGGUGAGGCCGGCCGAGGAAGGAGGGAGCCUAGCUGUGCCUCGGAGGUGGCCGCUGCCACGCAGAGGAGCCUCUUGGAGGCCGCGGGAGCCAUGGUGCCCAGGGGCCUGGCGGCGCCGGCCCAGGUCACCUUCCAGGAUGUGUCUGUGGACUUCACCCGCGACGAGUGGAUGCGCCUGGACCGCCCGCAGAGGGAUCUGUACCGAGACGUGAUGCUCGAGAACUACCGCAACCUGGUGCUGGUGUCCCUGGGGCGCCCGAUUUCCAAGCCAGACGUGAUCUCCCGCUUGGAGCGCGGAGCGGUGCCGUGGGUGCUGAAGAAAGGGGCCACCGGACACGCGGCUUCCGGUAGGGAGACGAAGCCUGAAACCAAGGAGUCUGCUUUAAAGCUGUUUGUGUCUCUGGAGGAAUCCUCUCUGGACAGAACCGUGAAGGAUGGUCCUCAAGGGUGCAAGCUGGGACAAGCUGGGGAAUAUGGCAGCCAGUCAGAGCAGUGGAUGGGAAACCAGGAGGUCGAGUCCAGCCACAGCAGAGUGACCCCCAGGAAAACCCCCAACAAAGGAAAAGGCCACGAAUACAAAAAGUUUGGAAGAUUUAGCCUAGAGGCAAACAUUUUUCCUCAACAGAAACUUCCUCGAGGAAAAUUGCUCUGUAAAAAUGAUGGCCGUGGAAAGAGCUUCAAACCGUAUUCAGACCUGACAAAAGGCACAAAAAUCUCCUCAGGGAAGAGACUUUCAAAGUACGAAGAAUGUAGUAGUAAGUCCUUCGGUCACGACAUAGACCUUCUACAAUAUGGUAUGCAGAACGGAGAGAAGCCUUAUGAAUGUCGUGAAUGUGGGAAAGCCUUCAGCCGGAGAACAAACCUCACCGUCCAUCAGAGGAUUCAUACUGGAGAGAAACCUCACAAAUGUGCUGAGUGUGGGAAGGCCUUCAUCCAGAGUGCACAGCUUACAGUCCACCAGAGGAUUCAUACUGGGGAAAAACCCCACAAAUGUGGGGAGUGUGGGAAGGCCUUCAUCCAGAGAGCCCAGCUGGCUGUCCACCAGAGAAUUCACACUGGUGAGAAGCCUCACAAAUGUAAUGAAUGCGGCAAGGCCUUUAUCUCUAGGACACACCUGACUGUCCACCAGAGAAUUCAUACUGGAGAGAGACCUUACAAAUGUAACGAGUGUGGGAAGGCCUUUAUCCAGAGGGCCCAGCUGGCUAUUCAUCAAGGCACUCACAUUGGGGAGAACCCCCAUAUAUGUAGUGAAUGUGGCAAAGCCUUUAACCACAUAUCAGCCCUUCAUUCCCAUCAAAGAAUUCACACUGGAGAGAAGCCUUUCAAGUGCAGUGAAUGUGACAAAGCCUUCAAUCACUACUCUUCACUGGCACACCACCAGAAAAUCCACAUCAGAGGGAAUCCUUUCGAAUGUAACGAAUGUGGGAAAGCCUUCAACCGGAGAUCCUUUCUCACUUACCACCAGAGGAUUCACACUGGAGAGAAGCCUCACAAGUGUAAUGAGUGUGGGAAAGCCUUCAGCUACAAGUCUUCCCUCACCCAGCAUCAGAAAAUCCACACAGGAGGCAAACUCAUCUGCAACGAAUGUGGGAAAGCCUUUAAUGGCAAAGCACUCCUCAUGUACCACCAGCGAAUUCACACUGGAGAGAAGCCCUACAAGUGUAAUGAAUGUGGCAAGGCCUUCAACUGCAAUUCCUCCCUGACUCACCAUCAGAAAACACAUACUGGGUGGAGACCUUAUGAAUGUACUGAGUGUGGGAAAGCCUUCAGUCGGAGCACGCACCUCACGGAACAUCUAAGAAUCCACACGGGAGAGAAGCCCCAUAAAUGCAAUGACUGUGGGAAGGCCUUCAUCCAGUUCACUCAUCUCACUGUCCAUCAGAGAAUUCAUACCGGAGAGAAGCCCCACAAAUGUAACGAAUGUGGAAAGGCCUUCAAAUACAGAUCGUCCUUUACGUCACACCGAAGAAUCCAUACUGGAGAGAAACCUCAUAAGUGUAAUGUGUGCGGGAAGGCCUUCACCCAGAUCACACAUCUCACUGUCCACCAGAGAACUCACACUGGAGAGAAACCUUACGAAUGCAAUGUGUGUGGGAAAGCCUUCAAACACAGCUCCUCCCUGACUUCCCAUUACAGAACUCACGUUGGGGAGAAACGAUAAGUCAGUGAGGGGGGGUCGCCCUUUCCCCUUCAUUGGCAUCAGAGAAUACAAAUGGUAGAAAAGUCCAAAUGAGGCCAGGCUUUCAACCAGUCCUCGCCUCGCGCCAUCCAGAAAUUCCUCUUGCAGAGAAGCCUUAUAAAAACGGCCCCGUGAAUGUAAGGAGUGUGGAAUCACCGAAGUAGGACUAGCCUCCAUCGUGGCCAUCCCGAGACUUUUCCCCUUUCCUCAAGGCUCUUCUAAGCCCAGCACCUCCCACUUAGAGCUGGUAACAGCCGUGUGUCUCCCGUUGUACAGUCUCUCAGCCUCACCCACCCAGCCCAGCCCUCAGUCCUUGACUUAUCUUCUUCCGGUCGAGGAGAGAGAAGCUUGUCCGUGCUUUGUGCUUGUGCCCUGGAGCACAUCCUUGUCUGCCUCUCCCAAAAACUUCUCACGAAUGCUCUCUUCUGUCUCUGAUCAUUUCCUUAUCCCAUAAACCUUCCUAGCCGUCUGCAAGCAUCCUUGUGUCUCUGGUGCUGCAAACGUAUCUUUCUCUCUCAUGGCAGCCAUGUUUCCCUGACUUCUGCACACUUACUGCAGAUGUUCUCCAUACUCCUUCAAGAGACGCUCCCGCCGUCCUACUGAACCUAAUCGAAAGGUCCCAAUGACUCGUCCCCACUUGUAUCAAUGUCUAGUCACUUCUCCUCUUCCUCAGCCUCUUCGGAGCAUUGGACGUUGCUGGCGAUUCUGUCCUCCCUGACUCCAGGAAAGCCGCUCUGCCCAGGUUUUCUCUCCUCUUCAUAGUUCGUUCCCUUUCAGACCCCUUAAGGUGGGGAGGGUUAGGCACCCCAACAUUCUCUUCCUGGCCCUCGUGUCUCUCAACAUGCUUUGCGAUUGAACCUUCUUGCCCAUCUUGAGCCAUAUGUCUAUGCAGCUAACAUCUCCAUUUCAUACACCUCUUCAAUGCAUUCCAGCUUGUUUCAGAGAUCGAGGACUUGAAUUCAAAUUCUAGUUCUUGUUUUACUGUCUUUGAGGUUGGAAAGUCUUCUAACGCCUGAAGUUCCUCGUAGAGAAAAUGAGCGCAUUGGACCACACUGCCCUCUGAGGACCCUUAGCUCUAAAUCUGACCCUAUGACCCCAAGUCUGGUACUCGAUUUGGCCCAGUGGUCUGACUUGUCAAACUACACGGGGCCAAGCCAGGCCAUUGGCUCACUCCUCGGAGAGCCCUUUCCAAGUCGACUUUGAACCAUAGCCGAUUACACGUUGGGUCCAGAUGUGUUCAUCCAGGUCAGAAAUGACCAGUUUUGUCAUUUGCCUUUUUUUUUUAAUUCUUACUUUCUGACUUGGGAUCAAUACUGUGGAUUGAUUCCAAGGCAGAAGAGCCGUAAGGAUAGGCAGUGGGGUAGAGUUAAGUGAUUUGUCCAGGGUCACGCAGCCCAGAAGUAUCUGAGGUCAAAUUUGAACCCAAGACCUCUUGUUUCUGGCCCUAGCUCUCGGUCGACUGAGCCCCUCAGCUGCCCCUGUCAUGUAGCUUUUCCCCUUCCUUCGAGCGUGAGAAUAACAUGAUUUGUCAGUCUGGGUCAAUGAACUUCUAUUUCUUUGUUCUUGCAAUGGUCCAACUGCUUAGAAUGGCCUGUGGCUGAGCAGAAAUCUUGUAGCUGCCUGGCAGCCUUCUUUGUACGGUCUGGACGUUGGCUGGGAAUCGAGGUCCAGCCUUCUUCGUCUUGCAAACAGCCGCUUUGGCCCUCUGCAGCGCUCUUCUACCCACCGCUCGCCUUCAGAGACCAUUGACAGGAGCAGCCCAAUGCCCACGUCUGCAGUUCUUGCAGAACCCGCGUUUAGCUGGGAAAACAACUGGCGGAGUAAGAGGGGAGCACUUUGGACUUUGCUCCAUGGGCAUCGCCUCCUGCCCCAGGCCGUUGGCCCUUUCCUGGUGGGCCUCUUCCUCCCGGCCCGCAGACAGGCCCUGCUGCUCAGAGCUUAGCAGGCCUGACUCCACCAGGCCAGACCGCGGGUGCAUUCCGUCUCCGUUCCGCUUUAACCUUUUCCCUCUUCUUCGUGUGCUUGGAUCUCCUUUGGGAAUGCCUAGCUGGCCUGUGGAGCCCAAACCGGGCGUCGGUGCCUCCCAGCCUUCUCCACGUGCUAUGGGGUCUUACGUACCCGGAGCCUCCAAAGUAGUUCGGGCCUUUUCGAGGCGCGUGUCCUGUAUCCGGGAACCAGUUGGGCAAGGGACCACCUUUGUAGAUGCAGUUGGGUGAAAAGGGAACAGAGACGACGGGCUCUGUGCAAGUCUAAGCAGACGACGGAAGAGGAGGUGAGGGAGGCGUCCGGCUUGCAGAGCCUCCUGUGGCGAGCUGCGGUCACCCGACAGGCCAUCCCGGACCAUCGGGGAAAAGUGAAUCGAUGAAAGCCUUUCUGGCCAGACCGUGGCCUGGGCUCGGGCGAGCGACAAGUGUGGCUGCCGCCCAUUUCCAGGAAGGGCUACCCGGAGUUAUUGGGCGGGUCUAGUUGCAGUCUGGGGGCCCCACUGGUGCAGGAAGAGGGAGCUGAUGACGCUGCAGCCCACCCUGGAUCCGGUGCGGUCGGGGCGCCGCCGGGAGAGGUCGCAGGACCGUGAUCUUCGCAGAUAACGCCCUCGCAUGGACCCGUUUUCAUCCCGUUUUAGAUGUCCCCUUGGAUUUGGCACAGCUGUCGGAGCACGAGGGGUCCUUAAUAAAUUAAAGCUCAUUUAUGGUGUGACAA